This is a messenger RNA of Porites lobata, 3750 nucleotides long. NCBI's taxonomy places the organism in Eukaryota, Metazoa, Cnidaria, Anthozoa, Scleractinia, Poritidae. The record is from the annotation of a GenBank genome assembly.
AUGAGGGCCGCAGCAGCACGUCUUCCCCUCCAACCUUCUCGCUUCGUAAGUCGGCUCCUGAAAGCAGAAUUUAUUCCCGGCAAAGUCAGUUGUCUCCGAGCGCGAAGGCUCCAUACAGUUUCUAAAACUGAUGUUCUGGUAGAAGACGCAAAGCGCGAAAACUGGCGGAGACGUGUUGAUUUAGCGGCGUGCUAUCGUGGUUUUGAAAAGUUUGGAUUGCACGAAGGAGUGUGUAAUCAUUUGAGUAUGAUGGCUCCAGCAGCGGAUGGUAGAGGCCAAGUUAUGUUACUCAUCCCAUAUGGCUUGCAUUGGAGUGAGGUAAAUAUGCUUAUAAAUAUAUUUAGGAAAGUCGGAAUAAAACCCUUAACUUAGACUUACCUACAGGUCGAGCUCAAAAUUUUUCUCGAGCGCAAAGCGCGAGCUAGAAAUUUUUUUUGUUUUUGGUGGCAAAGCGAGCGAGAGAGCGGGAGCUCUGAGGCCUACUACCAGAACCGGAAACGAGAAGCGAAGGACUUUGAGAAAGUCUACCCUUAACUAAGAACAAUAUGCUGUAAUGGGCGGGGCUCAGGCUUUAUUUGACCCCUAAAAUAAAAAGCCCAUACUCAAUCAUGGCCAUGAAGGCGUUUGUUUGUUUGUUUAUUUCGUAUGUACAUAUUUCUUUACAUUCAACACUAAGCCGGAUACCUUAUGUGUAAAAAUACUGGCUCUCCGUUCUCAAUAACUUAAUUGAGACCAAAAUCUGCAAUUUCUACCUCUAAGCGAGGCGACGUGCAUCCCCGUUAUUGACAUUUGGGAGUAAAUUACGUGCUAUUAACAGUUUUUUUGGCCUGCAAUUAUAAUUAGAUGACGAACGAUGGAUUUCUGUCAGUAGAUAGUUGACGAUGGGCGAAGCCCCGACUCAAUUAUCAAAGCCGAUGGAAAUCAAGGGUAGGUCCUUUAAUUGUUUUAUGAAGUCUUCUAGUUUUCAAAUGCGAGAGCACCUUCUGUUGAUUAUAAUCAAGUAAUUAUUCAGAGGCGAAAAACAGGUUUUUCUCGGUUCGCUUUUGGAUAUCUAGUAUACCACAAACAUGGGCUUGAUACAAUACGAAUGGAUGGGAGUAGCGCAUAAAGUAGUGCGCUACACUUGAGGACUUGUCAGAAAUUAGCAGGCGGGGAGGGGGGGUGGAAACAUAGGGAGGGUCACAACUUUUUGAGACUGCAGAAAAGGGAGGGGUCAUGAAAAAUGGGCCGUUAAAAGGGGGGGGGGGGGUCAUGCAAAUAUGUGUCCGUGAUCAUGUAGAGGUUCACCCACAGAAGAAAAAAGAAGUUCAUUAUUUAAAAAAAAACCUGGGAGAAAUAAGAGAGUCGAGUGAUCAGCUGCCAGAAUCGGAGUCGGACUCUUAAUGCUGUCAUCUAAAAUGUAUGUAUAUGGCAUUACAAAGAACAGAUUAGAAAUAUAUUUUAAGCUUUCAUAAUACUGACUCACCCUAGUGUAUUGCAAGAACUAGAUUAUAUCAUUUAUACAAGAGGGGGAGGGUCAUGAUAUUUUAGGCCAAGGUCAUGGGGAGGGUUAGCAAAUUUCACUCCCAUUGCAGGGAUGGGUCACCUCAUUUCCGGACCCAAAUUUAAAAUUCGUACCCCCCCGCCCCUCCCCCCCUGCUAAUUUCUGACAAGUCCCUUACCUCGGAAGUAAAUUGCAAAUACACGAGACAACUCCGCCUUGCUGAUGAAUCCUAGCUAGGACGAGAUUUCGACGAGAUUGCUGUCCGUAGCAGGUUGCCGCUGUUUUGCCCGAAGUUUUGCCCGGGUGUUAUAGUUUUGCGCAUGCGUAACGUACUACCGGAGCAUAGGUUUAUUCGAGUGAGUGUCACUUACCUUAUACCCUGGGUACCAGAGGUUUUUUCUCGCGUGCGACCAGGAGCAUCCGGCGGGUGUCGGAAACCGCGCAUGAAAAGUCUCUGGCACCCAGGGUACUUACCUUAAGUCUAGCCUGAGUAUCCAGCCUUCCUCGGGCAUUAGGGAAGAGGAGAUUUUAUAGCGCGGAGGAGGAGGUAGCCUGCUUCGCAUACCGUCUAAAUCCCCGAUAUGGACAGUCUGCGCAACAGCUCCCAAAAGGUUUUUCUGGUAUCCCUCAGGUUUGGAGGGAUAUCUGUAUGCAUUUCUAAUUGGCCUAAUUACUAACGCGCUUUGUGAUUGGACAUUUAAUUUCCUUCCAGAGCAAUCUGUCAAUACUCCUCUCUGCAACCGCAACCUAUCUAGGUCUCGAGUGACAAGUCCGCGCGGGGGGGUUGGGGGCUGCCUCCCCUUUUUUGCUUUUCUCUCCCUCCAAACCCCUGAUACUCAGGAUCGGCCUUCAGUGUUUCUCUUGAUAAGAUAUGCAUUUUUUAGGUUCGCGCGUCGUCAUUUGUGGGUUUGAACGAGAGAAGCGAAGUAGUUGAAGGAGAUGGAAAGGCCGAGAUUUCAGCAGCCACUAUUCAUCUAGGAGUUCACAACGCUAGGCCAGACGCAGUUUGUGUAUUUCACCUUCAUCCGCCGUAUUGUACUGCUAUAGGUAAACAUUUCCGCUGAUUUUUAUUUCAGUUACCGUAAGCGAGGGGUUAUUUAAAGGAAGAGCGUAAGUCGUUGGUGUAAGACCCUGAACAAAAGGAAGCAGAGAGCGUCUGUAUAGAACACCAUCUGACGUAUUGGGUAGUGCGGACUUACUAAGAGCAAACAGCCAUCUUUGUGAGAGAAUAUAUCCCCAGAAAGGGCUGAUAAUGAAACAGAGAUGGGAAGUCAUAUAGGGGUUAAGGUUUGUGUAUUCGUACCACUUAGGCUGCUUUGGGUAUUAAGAAAAUCCACCAUUAGAGCUCUCAUUCUUGUUUGGGGAGCUUUUAAGGUUGUCGAGCCUCAAAAUGAUAGAACGAUGUGUUAUUCGACUGAUUUUUUGCUACCUCGUUGGAGUAGUCCUUCUUGAAACUUUUAUCAGUGUCACUUAACCAUUCUUUUCUUAAAAUUUAAUUUCAGGAAGCUUAAAAAAUCCUGAACUUAGAAUGUGCCACCAGAAUUCGUGCAGGUUUUACAACUGCAUUGCCUAUGACCGUGACUACAGCGGGCACAGCCACGAUGAUGAAGAAGGCAUGAGGAUAGGCAGGCAGCUGGGAGACAAGUCGUUGCUGUUCAUGUGUAAUCACGGAGUACUUGUGGUCGCUGAAACUGCUGCCAAAGCAUUUGAUGACAUCUACUAUUUAGAGCGUGCCUGUAUGACUCAGGUCAGAUGCUGGUUAUUACACAGCCUGCGUAUUGUCAUCCCAGUAUAAUCCUUGGUGGUCUACUGCCUGGUGACUAGAUAAAAAAAAGACUGCUACAAGUUGUUGUUGUUGUUGUUAGUAUCGACAGGGGCAAUAAAAAUUAAAGAUAAAUGAAGGCCAAGUACUUCAAGUCACACUUUCUAUAAAAACUGUGUAUUUUUGUUGUUCAAGACUGCUACCAGUCUAUGAUGAUGUAAUGUAGUAAUAAUAUGUUAUAAAAUAAUUACCAUCAAAACAGAAUGAUGGGACAUAAUAGCUCGUUAUUCUCUCUUAUUCACUCAUGCUGCCAUCCAUUUUAUCUUGCUAGGUAUUGGCUUUGUCGACUGGAGAGGCGUUGUUUGAGUUACCAGAAGAAUUAGUUUCUCAGGUGCACGAGCAGUUUCAUAAGGAAAAUGAUGUUGCUAAAAUGAACUUCAGCGGGGCCCAUUUUGAGAGUGUUAAGAGAAUUCUUGCAAAAGAGAAUCCGGAUUUUAUGGAAUGA